This is a messenger RNA of Wasmannia auropunctata (little fire ant), 363 nucleotides long. RefSeq names its product ERI1 exoribonuclease 3-like. The record is from RefSeq and is a predicted model, not a curated record. The coding region runs from base 1 to 324 and encodes 107 amino acids. The transcript has a single exon. Gene Ontology annotation, molecular function: nucleic acid binding; 3'-5'-RNA exonuclease activity. Lineage: Eukaryota; Metazoa; Arthropoda; Insecta; Hymenoptera; Formicidae. Gene Ontology annotation, biological process: exonucleolytic trimming to generate mature 3'-end of 5.8S rRNA from tricistronic rRNA transcript (SSU-rRNA, 5.8S rRNA, LSU-rRNA).
AUGCUGCCGAGCCAGUGCGACUUGGACGGCAUUGCCCUGCCGGAUCAGUUCAAGCAGUGGAUAGACCUGAAGCACACGUUCUGCGAAUCCACCGGGUAUUACCCGAAGAGCCUGAAGGACAUGCUCGCGCGACUGGACCUUCCGUUGAAGGGACGUCUCCACUCGGGGAUCGACGAUGUGAAUAACAUGGUUUCGAUAAUAGUGAAUUUAAAAGAGAAGUACAACGCGCAGUUUAAAAUCACCUCGUCGUUGGCAACUUCUGCGAUACACUUGAGUUACGGGCAGACUGGAGUAGCGAGGAAUGUGUCGAGGAAGAACACGUGAACGUGAUUUGCUAGAAACAGGUUUAAUGUUAAUAAAAUA